Molecule: messenger RNA, 1885 nt
Organism: Pieris brassicae (large cabbage white)
Lineage: Eukaryota; Metazoa; Arthropoda; Insecta; Lepidoptera; Pieridae
Product: retinol dehydrogenase 11-like
Exons: 1
Coding region: 776-1738 (320 amino acids)
Source: RefSeq, a predicted model, not a curated record
GAUACAAUAAAAGCAAUUACGUAUUUUCUUGUUUUAAUAAGGACUGUAACUUGUAACUCGUUUAGUUAUUAACGAGUCUUAAAGGGCGUGAAUACAAGAUAAAUAAGCCCUUUCAAGACUUAUACGAUCUACAGCCUUAAUAUUUGUUUGAUAAAGUUAUUUUUAACAUGCCAGUUCUAAUAAAUUCGGAUCGAUUAAUAUUGAGCGACGUUUUUCUAUAUAAAAGUUAAAUCCCUUUUCAUAAGGAAAAGAUUUUAUUUAAUGUAUUCAGAAUAGUUAAUUAUUCUUAUAAAAUAGCAUUCUAUGUUAAUUUAUUACAGUACGAGUCAAAGAUCAGUUAAUAAUUAAAAUGUAAUAGGUCUUAACAGAACAUAAUUUUGAUAAAUAAUUGUCCUAGUGUUGUUCUGUUAGGUGUUGAUAAACCCUUAAACGGUUUCUCUCUACACUAGUGGUACCCCUUUUAUUCUUAAUUUACGCACAUAAGUUGCGAGCACAAGCAACAACAAAACUAUUUUUCAAGUCUUAUUUCAUUUUAUUGGGAAUGCAUGUGUAUUUUUAUAAUUAAUCCAUCUGAAUGUACCACUUUACAAAUAAACGAUCUAUUUGUUUAUUGCAGUUGGUUAACUAAAAUGUCAACAAAGCUUAAAUCGUUUUAAAAUACACAAGUAGCAAAAAAUACUUUUGUACAUCACUAUAAUUACCAGUUUGCUCUGAUGUUGAAAAUAAUCGCAUAAUAAUUCGUUAAGCAUUAGUCUGACUCAGAACUUGUCUUAACAUGUUCACAGUCAUUUUAUGGUUUAUAAUAUUCAUUUUCGCUAUCAUUAUAUGCAGUGCGUUAAGUAUUCUCAUUUACAAAAUUAUUUUUGAGCCAAAAGCUGGGAUAUGCGCUUGUCAAACAAGGCUCGAUGGAAAGAUUGUAAUUGUCACUGGAGGCAAUUCAGGAAUUGGUUUUGAAACAGCGAAGGAUCUGGCUAAACGUGGUGCAAAAGUUAUUAUUGCUGAUGUGCAAAAUUCUGAUAAAACCGUUGAUGAAAUAGUCAAAGCAACUGGCAACACAGAAGUAGAAUAUGCCAGAUUAGAUCUUGCUAGCUUUGCUAGUAUUAAAAUAUUCACAGAGGAUAUUAAAAGAAGAUACAACCACAUAGACAUAUUGGUGAAUAAUGCUGGGAUUGGUUCUAUAAACAAACAUUUUACUGAAGAUGGUAUUAAUACGGUAAUGCAGAUAAACUAUUUCGGGCCAUUUUUGCUAACUUUAAGGUUACUCGAUACCUUAGCAGCUUCCAAAUCUAGCCGGAUUGUAAUAGUAGCUUCAGCGGCACACUAUUAUGCUAAAUUUGAUAUAGAUGACAUCAUAGGAGUUAAGGAAACCAGCUUUUCAACGUUGUACGCCAACAGCAAACUCUGUAACGUUCUGUGGAUGAAGGCUUUAUCAAAAAGACUGCAUAAGAACAUUACUGUUAACUCGGUUCAUCCAGGAAUUGUGAAAACAAAAAUAUUUGACAAUUUCCUCCUGUCAAGUGUGAUAUUGUUCGUGAUUGAUAUCUUUUUCAAAUCGUCUGAGCAAGGCGCUCAAACCAGCAUACAUCUAUGUGCUUCAAGCAAAUUGGAGGGAUCGUCUGGCAAUCAUUACGCUGAUUGUAAAGUUAAAACGAUUUCACGGUAUGGAAGGGAUGAAGAAUUAGUAGAAAAAGUUUGGACAACAACGACGGCUUUGCUUGAAAAAUAUUUAUCGGAUUAACCGCAGGAAUUCGUUUAAAGAGUCUUGUCAAUUGAAAUCCGUGCGUGACUACUUAGUUUUUAUUAUAGUUUCUAACCAUAAUUGACUAUGGUUACAAAUAAAUUUUGAGUAUAAACAGGGAGAUCCGAACUUAAUAACAAUGCAUAA